GCCCAUCUGCAGACAAAAUUAAGGGAAAUUCCCUAAAGCAUUCUCAGAAAAGUUGCUUAAAUUUUAUGUUUAUGUUUGUUAUUGUCUUUGGCCAGAGUUUCUGAGUUUGAUGGAGGGUCCGUGUUCACCAGAACCAAUAGAGGACUGUCUGGAGCACCAGCUGUGUGAGAGUUGUAGGGAGAAAGAGCUGGAGGAGAAGAUACACAAAAUCGUGGCAGAGAAGCAGGUUGAGAUGGAUCGAUUGAAUGCAGAUAUAACUGUCAAGAAAGAAAAACUAAAAGAACUGAUGAAGUGUCAGCAAUCUUUGGCUAAGAUGUGGGGGGAAGUUCUAAUGGCGAGACUAAGGGUCAAGCUGAUGAGACAAGCCUAUGAAACAGAAAAGACCUCUCAACAACACGAGUUAGAAGAACUCAAGGUUUUGAAGAAAUCCAACUCUCGUCGUGAUGACCGUUUGGCUCGCGUACGAACCAAGAACCUCCGCAGCAAGGAGGUCACAGCUGAACGACAGUACGCUGAUACACGCAAUUUGGCCGUCUCACAAAUGGUGGAGCUAAAGGUGCUGCGUAGACGGCUGGUGACGGAUGUUUUCAGGGGGGUGUUCCCGAUAGAGGUGGAGCCAUUGAGUGAAGCCGACGCCGGUGACGAUGAUUAUGAGGCCUCUGUGACCAUAGACUCUGUGUUGGAGGUGGACGACGGCUGGAUGCUCAGUGGAGUGCAUCAACACACCCUCCCCAACAUACGCAUUGUCACCGCCUCCAUGCCUGCCGCCGGUAACUACUCCUCAUUCCUCAAGGCUGUGUCUGAGAAAAGGAAAGCUCGACAAGAGACCAUGCAACAAGGAGCAGUGCCUGCGGUAACCCCAGAUGGUGACAAGUCAGUUCAUCCCCUCAAGAAUUCAUACCAGUCUACUCCAGCAGGAUUGGUGUUCACUGCCUUGCUCACAGAGAUACUGGCCACCACCCUUGACCAACCCCUCCCAUACCCUCUCUCACGGAGGACAGCCAUCGGUGAGUAUGGCACCCCGAGCAGACGUAAGAGAGACUUCCUCAACUCUGUUGCUAAGCUGGAUGACAACAUUCUCUUUCUCUGUUUUGCACAGAAUGUGCCGUUGAGUGCCCUGACUCCAGGCCACACCCUCCAAAAUCUGCUGGCCCUCGUCACUCACACACAGUUAGGCAGGUCUGGUGCCUUUGAGUGUUUCCCUGAGAUGAUGCGAUACAGAGGUCGUCAUGGGUCACCUGUCCUCCCUACACUGUCACAUGACCUGGAAGAUAGCGAACCACCUGCCGUUGUGUACACAUCCGACCAAUCAAAACAACCGGACAUUGAACUAGCCGAGAGCAGCAGUGAUCCCGAGGAUAAUUUCUACUCAAAGGAUCGUGAAGAAUUUGAUGAAAUGUACGAUUGGGAAUAUUUGGAACCAAAUAUCAAAGAGCUGAGACUGUUUGAAGAGGAACAGAUUCGAGCCCAAUUGACAGAGAGGACCCAAGCAACUGGAUCACAGAAGAUGACCGGUGAGAUUGAGGCUCGCAGGGACAGACUGAGAAGACUGGACUAUGACAGUACCUACCUAGACUACACUGCUGCCAUGGCUAGUACAAGGAGCUCUACGGUUUCGACAGAGAGUACCAAGACAAGUGACAUUUCUGAGAGCAGUGGUGGUUUCUUUGGUACUCUGAGCAGCUUGUGGUCGUCCGCCUGGGGCAGUCAUCCUUCCAGUACCUAAACUGUCAGGCGGUGUUGUUGUUUAUCAAUUAAUUGCUGUGAAAAUGCCUCUGUUACAUGAAUAUGAAUAUCAUAAAGGUGA
Messenger RNA from Halichondria panicea, 1807 nucleotides. Its product is annotated as beclin 1-associated autophagy-related key regulator-like. Gene Ontology annotation, cellular component: extrinsic component of omegasome membrane; phosphatidylinositol 3-kinase complex, class III; autophagosome. The coding region runs from base 110 to 1726 and encodes 538 amino acids. Gene Ontology annotation, biological process: cellular response to starvation; autophagosome assembly; mitophagy. The transcript is spliced from 11 exons. Lineage: Eukaryota; Metazoa; Porifera; Demospongiae; Suberitida; Halichondriidae. The record is from RefSeq and is a predicted model, not a curated record.